Messenger RNA from Drosophila biarmipes, 1008 nucleotides. RefSeq lists its product as uncharacterized. The record is from RefSeq and is a predicted model, not a curated record. The transcript has 2 exons. Lineage: Eukaryota; Metazoa; Arthropoda; Insecta; Diptera; Drosophilidae. Bases 1 to 1008 code for a protein of 335 amino acids.
AUGCCAAUCGGGCUGUGCAACGCGGCACAACGCUUGGUGCUGCUUAUGGAUCGGGUGAUACCAGCGGAGCUUAGAUCCAACGUUUUCGUGUAUUUGGACGACUUGCUAAUCCUCACUCCAGAUUUUCAGACGUACCUGAAGUACUUGCGUCGAGUAGCCCACAGUCUGAAAUCAGCCGGAUUGACCAUAGGGUUAAAGAAGUCCAAGUUUUGCUUCAAAUCGCUGACUUACCUUGGGUUUAUAGUCGGAGGUGGACUGCUUCGGAUGGAUCCUGGACGAGUUUCGGCGAUUCAGAAGAUGCCCUACCCGAAAUCCAUGAACGUAGCUUUGCUAAACGCAAAGUUCGUCCUAAGUCCCAGCGUCCCACAGCCAGUAGCUGACCUUGAUGAGCGCGCCGGUCCUGGUUCACGCGAAUUUCAGAAAAUAUUUAUACAUCCAGUGCGACGCAUUUCACGUUGGCGUUGGCGCGGUAUUGUUUCAGCGGAACCAGGAUGCAGACGAGCAACCAUCGCGUUCUUCACAGCCAAGAUGAACAAUCACCAAUCACCAUUACUCGGUCACGGAAAAGGAGUGUCUGCCAGCCUUAAGUGGUUGAUGACGAUGAAGGAUCUGUCCGGACGAUUCGCAAGGUGGUCUCUCCAGCUGCAGGGCUACGAUUUCAGCACUGAACAUCGCAAAGGCAGCGAGAACGUUGUCGCCGACACCCUAUCCUGCAUCAUUGAGGAGAUCCGAAUAGAUCCGUCGGAGUUACUAGGAUUCGAGAUGACUGAAUUUGCUGCGGAAGAUUACACGGAAUUAGUGCAGGAUGUGGUGUCUAACAAGGAACACUUACCAGACCAGAAAGUGGAGGACGGAAUAAUCUUCAAGCGCAUGAGCAAUUCGAAAAUGGACGAGGAAUUGGAAGCUGAGGAUCCCGCAAAUCCUUGCGCACUGCCUGAUAGAGCGGGCUCCAAGGCUGGUCAUGGUGGAAUGAUGAAGACCUUCUUCUAUUCUAUUGGCCAGGGAUGA